AUGUCGAGUUCCUCUUCGUUUGAUUUCUCGUCCUCUACCACACUCUCUUACCCCUCACCGGCCUACCUACACGUCGGCGGCCACCUCCAACUCUCCACAUGCGACGUUCGAAGUUACACAGAUGGCGGGUGGAGAGAGCUUUACGAGAGCGAUUCUUUUGGCAUGGAGGCGCCCCCUGCCUACCAGCGUGAAGAUUCGAGUCUUCCCUCUUACCACCAUGCUGUGAGACGAGUUCCAGCACCGACACCCACGCCGCUAGCAAAACGAUUGCUUAAAUUCGGCUUCUUCUUCCCCCUCCUAUGGCUUGCCGGCGCCAUUGUUAUGUUUGUCGCAUUCUUCACCCGACGAGCCGCGCGACAAUCCUCUUCGCUUCUUCCAGAGAAGAUCACGCACCAGAAGGAUAUCGCAUACGACCGCAUGCUCAGCGAAGAGAUUCGCUGGGGCCUCCGUUGUCUAUGGGCGUUCUCCAUUAUCUCGUGCAUCGUCUCAGGCAUCAUUCUUGCUGUUGUCUUUUGA
Pleurotus ostreatus (oyster mushroom) is the source of this 516-nucleotide messenger RNA. RefSeq lists its product as uncharacterized. The coding region runs from base 1 to 516 and encodes 171 amino acids. Lineage: Eukaryota; Fungi; Basidiomycota; Agaricomycetes; Agaricales; Pleurotaceae. The record is from RefSeq and is a predicted model, not a curated record. The transcript has 2 exons.